Molecule: messenger RNA, 1055 nt
Organism: Numida meleagris (helmeted guineafowl)
Lineage: Eukaryota; Metazoa; Chordata; Aves; Galliformes; Numididae
Product: OX-2 membrane glycoprotein-like
Exons: 5
Coding region: 1-1035 (344 amino acids)
Biological process (GO): negative regulation of macrophage activation; regulation of immune response
Molecular function (GO): cell-cell adhesion mediator activity
Source: RefSeq, a predicted model, not a curated record
AUGACGGGGGAAUGUCCCCAGAGAGAGAGCAAGGCGUAUAAAAAAAGGGAAGCCGUGGUGCGAUGGAUCAGUCGCUCGCUCGCUGGUCCUGGGGACGCAGCUGGGAUGAUGGUCACUUGCCUGCUCCUCUCCGGCCUCUGGGCCCUUGCUUCAGGCUCUGUGCAGGUGAUGCACAAAAAGGUGCAGUCGGUCCAGGCAGGCGGAAACAUUACUUUCUCAUGCCAGUCAGUCACAAACGAAGAUGUAAUACAAGUGACCUGGCAGAAGGAGAUAGACGAGGAUGAAGACAACAUAGCGACUUACAGUACGAUGAAUGGCCAAAAGAUAGCAAAGGGCUAUGAUGGCCACGUGAGCUUUGCCCACAGCGGGCUGCAAGCCUCAGCCAUCUCCCUUCACCAAGUCACCCUGCAAGAUGAAGGAUGCUACAAGUGCAUCUUCAACACCUUUCCCUCGGGAGCUGUCGCUGGCAGGAUGUGCCUCAAGGUUUACGCCAUCUCAGACCCCAAAGUGGAAGCCAAGCUUAUAUCCAGUCUUGAUAAAGCUGAAGUCUCUGAGGAAGUGGUGGGGAUGAGCUGCUCAGCAACAGGGAAGCCAGCUCCAAAAAUCACCUGGCACCUUCCCAGCACCCUGCUGCAGAAGCCAAAGGAGUACCAUAUCAAGCUCAGCAACCAGACCAUCACUGUUAUCAGCAACUUCACCCACACCCACUCCAAAAUCCUCAAGGAGUACCCCAUUGCCUGUGUGAUCCAGCACCCUUCUCUAAAUGUGACCCUGUCCCUGCCCAUGGACAAUCUGACAAGAGGUCAGGAUGGUAUCAUGGCACCACCCGUGGCCAUUGUUGUGGGGGUGCUGGUCCCCCUGAUGCUCCUCCUCCUCCUCGCAUUGCUCCUUCGCUGCUGCCUGAGACAGCUUCGUGACCCAGAGAGAAACCCAGCCUGGCCUUGCUGGGUCCUUGCUGUAUGUGCCAAGGAGAAGGCAUAUGGACAGUACAUGCUUACUGGCAAGCGGGCUACCACUGCAGUGCCCAACACAUGAGCUCCUGCAUGCUCUACACG